AUGCUAAGCGCUAUCAACGGUUAUCCACUCUCUAGUACUUCCUCCGGUAGUUCGGAAUCUGCUGGUCCAGAUUUUAGGAAAAAAAUAUCGUUUGAUGAUUUACUAUUAUUGCCUUCCAUACCAUCGAAUUCAUCUUCCAGAAACUAUCUAUGUUCACCCAUACUGCCACCAAUUUCCAACAAUGCGCAAAGAAAAUAUAAUACGGCUCCCGCUUCGCCAAAUCAUCAUGAUUAUUACUCAAGCACUGUUACUCCUCAAACUUCACCUCUGUUCAACCGUGCUCAGCUAGCGCCAACAGGCGCCAAGAACCUUUUACCUCUCACCAACAAUCAACAGGAAAAUUUACCUUCGCUAAGACAUUUACAACUAUUGCCUGAUCCUAGGAUCCAAGAAUAUGCAUGUUACUAUCCCGACACAUCGGAGCAUACGCCAAUUUGGAAACGGACUCUAGUGCACUGGUGCAAAGAGACUAAUUAUCAAGAUUAUACAAAGAUAGUACAUGAAGUUUCUCACGAUAGGACUCAGCUCUCAGCACUACUCAGAGGAUCCUCCAGGACAGCGCCAGUGCCUUCGGUCCUGAAGCCCAAGGAUGCAUUUCAGGGUUUGUCUGACCAUGCCAAAAGUGCUUCCGCGCCAAUGACUCCACCCAUGAGUCCCGUAGGCGAAAUGGACCGCAAUCAACCACCAGAAUUUACUGCGUUUGUCAGUAGUAAACUAGUUCAAACAGUAAAGCAAGAAACUAAUAGGAAUCAAAAUACGCCGUGCCGUCACAAGAAGACCAACAGUUUCAAAGCUAUGCAGUUGAAAAAAUUAUUCAGCAAUAGAGAUCUGCUCUCUAAUGACACGAGAACGGAUAAUGGAAAAUUCAAGGUUUCCAAGCCACAUGAUGAUACACACAGAUUGACAAAGAUUAACAUCGAUCAUGCCGCUAGAAAUCUAGUGAUUACUUUAGAUACCCAGGCAAAAAAGCCCACGAGCCCCACAAGAUCGCCCGGUUUGAGUAGCAACACGACGCCCAAACUCGUAUCGAAACCUGCUCAACCUAGAUCGAGGUCUCCCUCGCCAGUACGCCCCUCCACGCCGCCAGCAACCGCUUCCUCAUCUAAAUAUCACAAGUUCGCCUUUGAUUCUCCUCAAAGUCCCAUUGCAACUAUAAAGCAAAGCUCCUACCACAGCAGCACCAAGACUACACCCAAGAGAAGACGUUCGAGUGGAGGAAGCACCCAUGGUACUGUAAGGAAAUGUGUCUCAUGUCACUCGAACGAUUCGCCUUGUUGGAGACCGUCCUGGUCCGGCAAGAAACAUGAUCAACUAUGCAACUCAUGCGGGCUGCGAUACAAAAAGACUCACACCAGAUGUCUCAACGACUCAUGCCGCAAGAUCCCAACAAAAGGCGAACUAAGUAUAAUGAAAUCGAACGGCAUCCAACGUCAUCAAAAUGAAGACGGAACAGUUAUAGAGGGCUACAAGUGUCUAUUUUGCAAUUCAAUUGCAGAGACCACAGAUGCAAUUCCUCAAAGCAAUUUAUAA
Torulaspora delbrueckii is the source of this 1530-nucleotide messenger RNA. RefSeq names its product DNA-binding transcription repressor ASH1 (gene ASH1). The record is from RefSeq and is a predicted model, not a curated record. The coding region runs from base 1 to 1530 and encodes 509 amino acids. Gene Ontology annotation, biological process: regulation of DNA-templated transcription. Gene Ontology annotation, molecular function: sequence-specific DNA binding; zinc ion binding. NCBI's taxonomy places the organism in Eukaryota, Fungi, Ascomycota, Saccharomycetes, Saccharomycetales, Saccharomycetaceae. The transcript has a single exon.